ACUUAACAAGGAUUUUGCUACCAUUUAAUAUGAGUUAAUAUUAACAAGAAGACCUAUAAAUUAAAUAAACAACUAUAUUUUUGUUUUCCCCCCAGAAAUGUCAAGAAAGAAAUAAAAAUCCAAAAAAAAAAACCCCACCCUUGCAAAAACCCAGCUGGCUAUAUAACAACAACCAGACGCAAAAAUCAAAAGACACAAAAUAUAACAAAGAUAAGGAAAGGGCUUCAUGUGUCACUCUAUGGGCAUCCAAAUUGAAAAAUCUAGGAAGCGCCCUAAACUCCACACCAUGGGGCAUGAUCAAGAUCAACUGGAGACAAUCACGCAUUAUAGGUGAGUUGACAAAUAACAACCUCUGAGUCGCCUUCAACCAACACUCUAGCAUUCUGAUAGGAAACCACAAUUGAAAUGGCGUCACGAGCAUUAAUUAAGAAGCCCUGCAAGAUACUUGUUUGAAAUUCCAUAGUGAAGUUAACCUUGAGAACACAUGAAGGAGGAGUGCAGCAGACCGUCCGUCGAGGUGUGUGGGGGGGGGGGGGGGUGGACUAAACAAGAGAAGGGGAAGGAUUGAAGAAGAAAAAUACUCGAACUUGAAAAUCAAACUAUAGUUUUCAACGGCCAUAGUUUUCAAAGACCAUACUCGUACCUGAUGUUGAUAGUAUUCAAAGACCAUAGGAAUCCAAGAUUUCUAAAUCCUUCAGAAAGACAAACACUUUGGAGAACUUGGAAUUGCAAGUGGUCAGAUCGCAAGAGAAUAUGCCAAAAAUAUCGAAGGUAGUUGUUUAUGCAAUAAUGUAGAUCAAUAGGUCGAUCAUGUCGGAUAUCUGUUGACAUUUUAGCUGAGAUCACAAGGUUCAUUGUAUUUAGCGAAAUCUUCACAGAAUUGGUGUGAACAAAAUGUUCUUUCCUUUGUAAUGGUGAAGUCUUGUUGCAACAUGAUAAAUAUGACAUUCGAUCGAUCAUUUUGUCCAAGUGAAUGUAUUUUGGAAGUCAAUAUUUGUUAACAUAGGCGGAGCGAGGCUUUAGAAAUCGGGAGAGAGGAGAGCAGUCGAAAUUUUCUUAAUAUAUUACCACAAAAGGCUCAAAAAAUAGUAAGAAAAAAAUUAAAUAUUCUAGUCAUAAACUUCUAAACCCAUAUCCAACAAAAAAUCUCUAUUUUCAUAUAUCAAAUAUUCUCACGUCCUGUGAUAAAGUUGGAUGAGUGAGUCGGUUCAAAAACUCAAUCGGUUAAAAUUUUGGUAUGAGUUUGUUCACCCCUAAAUUGACAUCCAUGUAAGGAAAAAAAUUGGUUCCCAAAAAAUAGACAAAGGAUGAUCAGAAGAGUGCGAUGGAACCACUAAAAAUGUCUGAGAUCCAGUCUUCCUCUUCCAUCGCCUCUUUCUUCGUAAUGGGGUUUCUCCAAUUUGUUUCAUCACCCACCAAGCGAAAUCCCCCCACCAUUCUUAUUCCCCACCCAUUUCCCUUCAAUCUCCUUUCUCAAUUUUGUACGGCUUCCCGCUUCUUUACUUCUCUUCUUUUCCGUAGUUUGAUCUUGGGAAACUCUGAUCAUCAACAAUGUCGUCGACAGAGAAGGAGAGAGAGGCCCAUGUCUAUAUGGCCAAGCUUGCCGAACAGGCCGAGCGAUAUGAAGAAAUGGUGGAUUGCAUGAAGAAGGUGGCAAAAUUGGACUGCGAGCUGACAGUGGAGGAGAGGAACUUGUUGUCGGUGGGGUACAAGAACGUGAUCGGAGCGCGGCGAGCGUCAUGGAGGAUCAUGUCGUCGAUCGAGCAGAAGGAAGAGUCAAAGGGGAAUGAGCAGAAUGUGAAGCUGAUCAAGACUUACCGCCAGAAGGUGGAAGAUGAGUUGGCCCAAAUUUGUCAAGAUAUCCUCAACAUCAUUGACAAGCAUCUCAUCCCUUCAUCUGCCUCUGGCGAAGCCACUGUUUUCUACUACAAAAUGAAAGGCGACUAUUUUCGUUAUCUUGCUGAGUUCAAGACUGAAUCGGAGAAAAAAGAUGCAGCUGAACAAUCACUCAAGGGUUAUGAGGCUGCUUCUGCUACUGCAAGCACAGAGUUGCCUUCAACACACCCAAUUAGGCUCGGACUUGCGCUCAACUUCUCUGUUUUCUACUAUGAAAUCAUGAAUUCUCCUGAAAGGGCUUGCCAUUUGGCCAAGCAAGCUUUUGAUGAAGCAAUUGCAGAGUUGGAUACUUUGAGUGAGGAGUCAUACAAAGACAGUACCCUCAUUAUGCAGCUAUUGAGAGACAACCUCACACUCUGGACUUCUGACUUGCCUGAAGAUGGAGGUGAGGAUAACUUCAAAGGUGAAGAAUCAGGCGCCAAACCUACAGAACCUGGAACAGCAGGGAAAUGAAGGAAACAUGCUAAAGAUUUAAGAACUUGAUUGACAAAGAGACCAAGCUGAUGGGUGAUAUUUAUUAUGAUAUAUAUGUUUGCUGAAGUGUGCUCCCCCAAUUUAUGAUCUCUAUUAUUGAAUUAGCUUUGAUUCUAAACAACACCAAAAUUAGUUAUAGAAGAAGAAUUUAUACAAUUCUGACAUUUUGUUUCUCCUGUCAUUCAUUCAUAUUCUUUCUUCCUUUGUGGAGUCCAGAAAGUGAUUAAAUCCUUAUUGGGCGA
Molecule: messenger RNA, 2612 nt
Organism: Linum trigynum
Lineage: Eukaryota; Viridiplantae; Streptophyta; Magnoliopsida; Malpighiales; Linaceae
Source: the annotation of a GenBank genome assembly